Fragaria vesca subsp. vesca is the source of this 264-nucleotide messenger RNA. RefSeq names its product probable phospholipid hydroperoxide glutathione peroxidase-like. Lineage: Eukaryota; Viridiplantae; Streptophyta; Magnoliopsida; Rosales; Rosaceae. The transcript is spliced from 3 exons. The coding region runs from base 1 to 264 and encodes 87 amino acids. The record is from RefSeq and is a predicted model, not a curated record.
AUGGAGGCUUGGGACAUGAUACAAACCUAUAUGUUUGGGAUGGGCAGAUCCAAGCCUAGUAAGAUCGAGGUGAAUGGGAAGAAUGAGGCUCCUCUUUAUAAGUUUUUAAAAUUGGAGAAAGGUGGGCUCUUUGGAAAUGGCAUCAAAUGGAACUUUACCAAGUUUUUGGUGAACAAAGAAGGGAAGGUUGUUGAAAGAUAUGCUCAUGUGACAGCACCUCUCAAAUUUGAGAAAGACAUCCAGAAUCUGUUGGAAUCUUCUUGA